Molecule: messenger RNA, 11957 nt
Organism: Mirounga angustirostris (Northern elephant seal)
Lineage: Eukaryota; Metazoa; Chordata; Mammalia; Carnivora; Phocidae
Gene: DHX57
Product: DExH-box helicase 57
Exons: 23
Coding region: 3234-7460 (1408 amino acids)
Cellular component (GO): intracellular anatomical structure
Molecular function (GO): helicase activity; RNA binding; protein binding
Source: RefSeq, a predicted model, not a curated record
UACAAAUUUUUUUUUUCUUGUGAUGAGGACUUUUAAUAUUUACUCACUUAGCAACUUUCAAGCAUGCAAUGGAGUAUUUAUUAUAGUCACCAUGCUGUACAUUAUAUCUCCAUAACUUAUUUAUUUUAUAACUGGAAGUUUGUACCUUUUGACCCCCUCUACCCAUUUUACCCACCCUCUACCUACCACCUCUGGCGACCACCAGUCUGUUCUUUUUAUCUGUGAGCUUGGUUGUUUUUGUUUUUAAAUUCCACACAUGCAUGAGAUUGUAUGUAUUUGUGUUUCUCUGACUAAUUUCACUUAGCAAAAUGCCCUUAGUGUCCGUCCUUGUUGUUGUAGAUAACAAUAGUUCAUUCUCCUUUAUGGCUGAAUAGUAUUCCAUUGUUUAUAUCCAUAUGUAUAUCUUUUUGAAUUAGUGUUUUCAUUUUCUUUGGAUAAACACCCAGAAGUGGAAUUAUUGAAUUGUAUGGUAGUUCUAUUUUGAAUUUUUUGAAGAACCUCCAUACUGUUUUCCAUAGUGGCUAUGCCAAUUUACAUUCCUACCAACAGUGCACAAGAGUUCCUUUUUCUCCACGUCCUUGCCAACACUCAUUAUUUCUUGUCUUUUUGAUAAUAGCCAUUCUCACAGGUGUGAGGUGAUAUUUCAUUGUGGUUUUGGUUUGUAUUUCCCUGAUAAUUAGUGAUGUUGAGCAUCUUUUCCUGUACCUGUCGGCCAUCUGUAUGUUCUCUUUGGAAAAAUGUCUAUUCAGAUCCUCUGCCAGUUUUUAAAUUGAAUUGUUUGCGGUUUUUUGCUGUUGAGUUGUAUGAGCUCUUUAUAUAUUUUAGAUAUUAAUCUCUUAUCAGAUACAUGAUUUGCAAAUAUUUUCUCCCAUUCAAUAGGUUGCCUUUUCAUUUUGUUGAUGUUUUCCUUUGCUUGCAGAAACUUUUUAGUUUACCCACUUUUUUAUUUUUGCUUUUGUUGCCUUUGAUUUUGGAGUCAGGUUCAAAAAAUCCUCACCAACACUGAUGUCAAAGAGUUUACUGCCUAUGUUUUCUUCUAGGAGUUGUAUGGCUUCAAGUCUUACAUUCAAGUCUAUAAUCCAUUUAGAGUUCAUUUUUGUGUGUGGUGUAAGAUAAUAAUCUAAUUUCAUUCUUUUGCAUGUGGCUGUCCAGUUUUCCCAACACGAUUUACUGAAGAGACUUCUUUCCUCACUGUAUAUUCUUGGCUCCUUUUGUUGUGAAUUAAUUGACCAUAUAUAUGUGGGUUUGUUUCUGGGGUCUCUAUUCUGUUCCAUUCAUCUGUGUGUCUGUUUUUAUGCCAAUACUAUACUGUUUUAUUACCACAGCUUUGUAAUAUAGUUUGAAGUCAGGGAUUGUUAUGCCUCCAGCUUUGUUCUUCUUUCUCAAGGUUGCUUUGGUUAUUCAGGGUCUUUUGGCUCCAUGCAAAUUUUAGGAUUAUUUGUUCUGUUUCUGUGAAAAAUGCCAUUGGAAUUUUGGUAAAGGUUACAUUGAAUUUGGAGAUUACUUUGGGUAGUAUGGACUUUCUAAUAAUAUCAAUUCUUCCAAUCCAUGAGCACAGACUAUCUUUCCAUUUAUAUGUGUCUUCUUCCGUUUCUUUCAUCAAUGUCUUAUAGUUUUCAGUGCACAGUUCUUUCACCUCCUUGGUUAAAUUUAUUCCUAGGUAUUUUAUUCUUUUAAUGUAGCUUAUUACUUCUUGAGUUACAACUAUUUUCUCUUAUUAUAGGAAUAUAUUAAGUCUAAGAAACUAUCUUAAAUCUAGCUUUGGGGAUGCCUGGGUGGCUCAGUCAGUUAAGCAUCUGCCUUCUGCUCGGGUCAUGAUCCAGAGUCAUGCAUCGGGCUCUUUGUUCAGCGGGGAUCCUGCUUCUCCCUCUGCGUCUGCCCCUCCCUCUGUUUGUGCUCUCUCUGUCUCUGACAAAUAAAUAAAAUCUUAAAAAUAAAUAAAUAAAUAAAAAUAAAUAUCUAGCUUUGGCUAUAUUUUAUAAUUUUAAUGUAUAAUUUUCAUUUUUACUUUCUUUUUGGUCUAUAAAUUCUGUUUUGCUUUAUAUAUUUAGGUGUUCUGAUGUUGGGUGCAUAAAUUUUACAAUUGUUAGAUCCUCUUGAUGAAUUAAUCCCCUUAUCGUUAUAUAAUGACCAUCUUUGUCCGUUGUUAGUUUUUGCCUUAAAGUCUAUUUUGCCAAAUAAAAGUAUAGUUGCCCCAGCUUUCUUUUGGUUUCCAUUUGCAUGGAAUAGCUUUUUCCAUCCCUUCACUUUCAUUCGAUGUCCUUAAAGCCAAAAAGCACUUCUGUUGUAGGCAGCAUAUAGUUGGGUCUUAUUUUUUUAUCUAUUCAGCCAUUUUGUGUCUUUUGAUUGGAGAAGUUAAUCUAUUUACAUUUAAAGUAAUUAUUAAUAGGUAAGGGCUUAAUACUGACAUUUUGUUAAUUGUUUCUUAGGUGUUUUAUAGAUCUUUUGCUCCUUUCUUCCUCUCUUGCUGUCUUUGUGAUUUGAUGAUUUUCUGUCGUGGUAUGCUUUGAUUCCUUUCUCUUUUGUAUAUGUACUGUCGAUUUUUGCUUUGUAGUUUCCAUGAGGCUUACAUAAAACAUCAUAUAGUUAUAACAUUCUAUUUUAAGCUGGUUAACAACUCAACUUCAUUUGCACACAAAAGGUCUAUACUUUCACUCUACCCAGGCAAAAUCUCUGAGCCAGGUCUGUGUCUCUGAAAGUGUAUAUGUAAAUUAAAAUUUUGUUUAUCAAAUCACAUAUUAAAUACAUGGAAAACAUUUCUUUUUCAACUAGUUUUUUAAACCCUAUACCAAAUCUAUCCAAAUCAGGAUGUAGGACUCGGGCUUAAGCAUGUGUGUUUUGAAACUUCUCCGUGUAUUUCUGAUGCUCAUCCCUGGUUAAGAAAUCUGUCAGAGGGGCACCUGGGUGGCUCAAUAGUUAAGCGUCUGCCUUCGGCUCAGGUCAUGAUCCCGGGGUCCUGGGAUCGAGCCCCGCAUUGGGCUCCUUGCUCCGUGGGAAGCCUGCUUCUCUCCUACUCCCCCUGCUUGUGUUCCCUCUCUCGCUGUGUCUCUCUCUGUCAAAUAAAUAAAUAAAAUCUUUAAAAAACAAAAAAAAGAAAGAAAUCUGUGUCAGAGAGACUCACUAAAUAUUAAUCCUCAGAGGGAUGUGCUUGUAAAACUUUUGUCAAAACAAUUUAUCUCUGCUUCCCCUAGACUGACCCUUUUAAAACAUGUGCCCGUCCUUAUUUCUUUGUAAUGGGCUAUCUCCAUAACUGUGACAAAGGAUUGUCGUACUUGUCUGGUUUUAUGAUGUCUGUAUUAGUUUUUCUCUUGCAGGUGAAAAUGAGUUCCUCGGUAAGAAGAAAAGGCAAGCCGGGCAAAGGAGGUGGAAAAGGGUCUUCUAGAGGAGGAAGGGAAGGCAGGAGUCACGCGAGCAGAUCUCACGGGGGCGGUGGUGGUGGUGCCGGCAACAGGAAAGCCUCGAGCAGAAUGUGGGAUGAUGGCAAUGACUUUUGCAUCUUCAGCGAAUCGAGGCGCUCAUCCAGACCUAGCAACAGUAGCGUAAGAAAAGGAGAGGCACGCCCCAAAUGGAAGCCUGAAGCCAAAGUGCCCCUUCAAACCCUGCACAUGACUUCUGAGAACCAAGAGAAAGUGAAAGCUCUUCUCCGGGACCUCCAAGAACAAGAUGCGGAUGCUGGAUCUGAAAGAGGCAUUUCUGGGGAGGAGGAAGAUGACGAGCCUGAGUGUGAUGAUGAGCAGUACUGGUCUGCUGGACGAGAAGCUUCCCUUGUUCCUGACUGUGACCCUUUGGAAUAUGCUGGCUCAGGCCCAGUGGAGCCUCAUAGUCCAGAAUUUACAGUCUCAACAUUUGCAGUGCAGAAACUUUCCAGGUAUGGCUUCAGCACUGAACACUGUCAGGCAGCCCUGAGGAUUUGUGAUGGAGAUGUGGGGGCUUCACUAGAACAUCUGCUCACACAGUGUUUUUCAGAGACAUUUGGGGAGAAGAUGAAGAUCUCUGAGGCAGGUGCCCAUGUAAGCUUGGAUGAGUGUGUGGAACAGCGGCAGGAAGAGGCAUUUGCUCUCAAGUCCAUCUGUGGAGAGAAAUUCAUAGAAAGAAUUCAGAACCGAGUCUGGACCAUUGGAUUAGAACUGGAGUAUUUGACGAGUAAAUUCUGCAAAUCCAAGCAAAAGGAAAGUACCAAAAAUGCACAGGACACUACACUUGAAAUCUGUAAAUUUUACCUCAAAGGAAAUUGCAAAUUUGGAUCAAGAUGCAAAUUCAAACAUGAAGUGCCCCCAAAUCAAAUUGUCGGAAGAGCAGAAAGAAUUGUAGAUGAUUCUCAUCUUAAUGUCCAUGAAGAUGCCUCUUUUUUAUAUGAACUUGAAAUUCGAUUUUCUAAAGACCACAAAUACCCUUACCAAGCUCCGCUUGUGGCAUUUUAUUCCACCAGUGAGAAUCUACCUCUGGCUUGUCGUUUACAUAUUUCUGAGUUCCUUUAUGGCAAGGCCUUGACAUUUGCAGAAACUUCAGAACCUGUUGUAUAUUCUUUGAUAACCCUCUUAGAGGAAGAAUCAGAAAUAGUCAACUUACUGACAAAUACCCAUCACAAGUACAGUGUCCCUCCUGUGAACUUUCUGCCAGUAUCCUCUGGGACCAGAAUAAAUAAUCCUGUCUGUCGUAAACCAGUGAUUCCAAGUAAUUCUUUUGCUUCAAAUCAAAUUCCUGAAGUUGAAAAAGAAUCAGAACCUGAGGAGGAGACAGAUGAGGAUGAAGGUCCUGCACCAGUUAUAGUGGAGAAUGAAAGCUAUGUGAACCUUAAGAAAAAGAUUUCCAAAAGAUAUGACUGGCAGGCAAAAUCAGUACAUGCUGAAAAUGCUAAAAUCUGCAAGCAGUUCCGAAUAAAACAGGCUUCCAGACAGUUCCAGUCAAUUCUGCAAGAAAGACAAUCACUCCCUGCUUGGGAAGAAAGAGAAACCAUUCUUAAGUUGUUGAGUGAGCACCAAGUGCUUGUUAUAAGUGGUAUGACUGGAUGUGGGAAAACUACACAGAUUCCUCAGUUUAUUCUGGAUGAUUCUCUGAAUGGACCACCUGAGAAAGUGGCUAACAUCAUCUGUACCCAACCCCGACGAAUCUCAGCAAUAUCUGUUGCUGAACGUGUUGCUAAAGAAAGGACAGAAAGAGUGGGUCUGACUGUGGGGUACCAGAUCCGGCUAGAAAGUGUCAAGUCCUCAGCCACCAGACUGUUAUACUGCACCACAGGCGUGCUGCUGAGAAGGCUGGAAGGAGACACAGCUCUCCAAGGAGUCACCCAUAUCAUUGUUGAUGAAGUUCAUGAGAGGACAGAAGAAAGUGACUUCUUGCUGCUAGUCUUGAAGGACAUUGUGUUGCAGAGACCAACUCUUCAAGUUAUUCUAAUGAGUGCAACUUUAAAUGCUGAGCUCUUUUCAGAAUAUUUCAGUUCCUGCCCAGUUAUUACUAUACCAGGCCGCACAUUUCCUGUUGAUCAGUUUUUUCUGGAAGAUGCAAUUGCUGUGACAAGGUAUGUGUUACAGGACGGGAGCCCAUAUAUGCGCUCCAUGAAGCAGAUGACAAAGGAGAAGCUGAAAGCAAGGCGCAGCAGAACUGCAUUUGAAGAAGUAGAGGAAGACCUGAGGCUCUCUCUUCACCUCCAGCCCCAGGAUUCUGUCAAAGAUGCAGUGCCAGAUCAACAGUUAGAUUUCAAGCAGCUCCUGGCCCGCUAUAAAGGGGUUAGCAAAUCGGUCAUCAAAACAAUGUCCAUCAUGGAUUUCGAAAAGGUGAAUCUUCAAUUAAUAGAGGCCUUGUUAGAGUGGAUUGUAGAUGGAAAGCACUCCUACCCUCCAGGUGCUAUACUUGUAUUUUUACCGGGACUAGCAGAAAUCAAAAUGCUAUAUGAACAGCUACAAUCUAAUUCUCUUUUCAACAAUAGACGCAGUCAUCGAUGUGUGGUUCACCCACUUCAUUCAUCUUUAUCCAGUGAAGAGCAGCAGGCAGUGUUUGUAAAACCCCCUGUGGGUGUAACAAAGAUUAUAAUUUCCACCAACAUUGCUGAGACAUCCAUAACCAUCGACGAUGUUGUCUAUGUCAUUGACUCUGGGAAAAUGAAAGAGAAGAGAUAUGACGCCAGCAAAGGGAUGGAGAGCCUAGAGGAUACUUUUGUCUCUCAAGCCAAUGCUCUGCAGAGAAAGGGUCGAGCGGGCCGGGUUGCCUCUGGGGUCUGCUUCCACUUAUUCACCAGCCAUCACUUCAAUCACCAGCUGUUAAAGCAGCAGCUGCCAGAGAUCCAAAGAGUGCCGUUGGAACAGCUGUGUCUGAGAAUUAAAAUUUUAGAGAUGUUUAGCACUCACAAUCUCCAGUCUGUGUUCUCUCGGCUCAUUGAGCCGCCACACACUGACUCUCUCCGUGCCUCAAAAAUACGAUUACGAGACUUAGGAGCGUUAACUCCAGAUGAAAAGCUGACCCCCCUAGGGUAUCACUUGGCCUCUCUGCCCGUGGAUGUGAGAAUCGGCAAACUGAUGCUGUUUGGGUCUAUCUUCCGCUGUCUGGAUCCUGCCCUCACCAUUGCUGCCAGUUUGGCUUUUAAGUCUCCUUUUGUAUCUCCCUGGGAUAAAAAAGAGGAAGCUAACCAGAAAAAGCUAGAAUUUGCAUUUGCAAACAGCGACUAUCUGGCUCUUCUACGAGCAUAUAAGGGAUGGCAGCUAAGUACGAAAGAAGGAAUGCGUGCAAGUUACAAUUACUGCAGACAGAACUUCUUGUCUGGAAGAGUUCUUCAGGAAAUGGCCAUCCUCAAACGACAAUUCACUGAACUGUUAUCAGAUAUAGGCUUUGUAAAGGAGGGACUCAGAGCAAGGGAAAUUGAGAAAAGGGCCCAAGGAGGAGAUGGUAUCUUGGACGCCACAGGAGAAGAGGCAAACUCAAAUGCUGAGAACCCCAAGCUGAUAUCAGCAAUGCUGUGUGCUGCUCUUUAUCCAAAUGUAGUGCAGGUGAAAAGCCCAGAAGGGAAAUUUCAGAAGACCAGUACCGGAGCUGUCAGAAUGCAACCCAAAUCAGAUGAGUUGAAGUUUGUCACCAAGAAUGAUGGAUAUGUGCACAUUCACCCUUCCUCAGUGAACUAUCAGGUCAGACACUUUGACAGCCCCUACCUGGUGUACCACGAAAAGAUCAAAACUAGUCGGGUGUUCAUCCGAGACUGCAGUAUGGUGUCCGUGUACCCACUGGUCUUGUUCGGGGGAGGCCAAGUGAGUGUGCAGCUUCAGAGAGGGGAGUUUGUAGUGUCCUUGGAUGAUGGUUGGAUCCGUUUUGCGGCUGCUUCCCAUCAGGUGGCUGAACUAGUAAAGGAACUCCGCUGCGAACUUGACCAGCUUCUCCAGGAUAAGAUAAAAAACCCAAGCAUAGAUCUGUGUACAUGUCCUCGAGGAUCCCGGAUCAUCAGCAUGAUUGUGAAACUUGUCACCACACAGUAAAGACCAGUCUUAGGAGAGUGCUUGCUACUCCCCUGCUUCUUGCUCACCUGGGAAAUAAGAGCAGGACCUCUACCUCCAACCAGGCUCUGUGCUUGGGCUGCCCUGGUGAAGGAGCCCAGGGCAGGCACUGUGCAGUCAGCUGAGGCCCCACACACACUUAGGGAAGGUUCCCAGACCUUCUGUAUUUCGACAGAACAGGGACACUCCCUGCACAAUUUGGAGCGUCCGUGCGAGGCAGUCUAAAAACCAGCUUGCCUGUCUUUUUCUCUGUGGCUAUCCCGGAAUGAAUGAAAUUCACCUCAUCAUACAAAAGUGAAUGUUUAAUACGAUUCUGUUUUAAUCUAUGUAUUUUUUUCUCUCCUGCUUUUUUACUAGGGUGAGAUAGGAGCAUGAGGAGAAAUACUGAAUGUUUUUUUCUAUCAUAAAGGCUCAUCUGAAAGAAGUUAGAACAGAGAAGGACAAAAAAAAAAUCAUGAGCGAGAAAAAUUAAAAUUUCAUUUUUAGGCUAUUGGCUAUAAAGUAAACUUAAUCUGUAAGGGAUUUUUAUUUUUACUCAUUAAAGUUCAGCCUAAAAAACAAACUCGAAGAGCUCUUGUUUGUUAUUAAAAUGCAAGCUGGUUUUAUCCUUACCAUUCUUAUUCUCAAAAGCAGAACAGUCUAGGUGUCUUUGUUUUGGUUUUGGUUUUCCAUUUAGGAGUCUCUGCUCUCUCUUAGGAACACACCCAGCUCUAAUGGCCACAUUUCACAUUACCCAGUGGGGAAUUUUGAUGGUCUUCCCGGAGUGGACUUGGCACAGUCGAGGUAGAAAAGGUUGCCCUGCUAGUGUCAGAUUCACAGCCAUAAAAAUAUCUUACAGGAGGCUGCUUGUUUUCACCCGCCACUUAGGUGAAUGGGGAGCUAGCAUUUUGAAAAACUAUCAGUACAUUUACAUAUUCUCUGGACAUUUAUCCAUGUGGCCAGGAAACAUCCCAAAGAGCUGAGUAGAAAAAAUAUUCUUAUAUUCUGGCACUCAGGUAGAGUCACUGCAGAUUUCAUGCUCUAGAUGGAAUUCAAACCAAUCAGCAGAACCACCUCAGUGAAGGGAGUUCACUUUUCACAGUAUUAUUUCAGUUAUAUUUUCAGGAAACCUCCUGGACUGUCCAAAAUGGUCAUUAUCAAGCGUGUUUAGCUUUGGCGCACUCGAAGAGCUUAGACUCUAAAUAGUAUUUUUAAAAUAUUUAAAAUAAUACUAUCUAAAAAUAGUAUUUUAAAAGAUUCAUGUCAUCACUUUAAAUAAAAAACACGUAUAUGCAUAGCACGCACCCACAGUAUUCAAGUUCUGACUUGCUACCGAAACAAGGCUCACAUUACAUAACGGCUCAGGAGAAAUGAAGGAGAAGACCACACUCACCCUCUAAAACAUUCUUUUGAACCAGUUUUGACUCUCGGUGCUGUAGUGGAACUGAUGCUGGCCACCCUAGCUGGAGCCACCUGCCCACUGGACCCACAGCUUUCCACACAGGUUUGCAGCAGAGAUACAGUGGGGAGAAGAGAAACAAGAGAACUUUCCAUCCAGUGCUGAGAAAUCGCUCCCCUCGGGGAGGUUAUUCUUGGGCUGGUCACUGGCAGCCACAGACAAAUGCACAGCUCAUUCCACAGAUGUGCCAGGAUGUGGAAAAGAUCGGAAAGCCUUGACUGAGGACACUGAAUAAGAAAGUCCUCCCCGCCAAAACCGAACUUAAGCCCCCUCAUUAAAAUGAUGAAGCAAAUGAAACAGGAUUACUUCUUCGCAAUUGAAGAUCAGCACGCUGUAGAGCAUUUUAAGGUGAAACCAGAUUUCUAAGCCCCAGCAAGAUGGUCAGCAUUUAAUGUUAAUUUUAUGGAGAAUUCUGUAAAUGUUUCUCAAGUAUUUGCUUUGCUGGAAUCUAGCUGGGAAACAAUAUUGGUAAAGUACUUGCUACAAAAUAAGUCUGUGUUAGGGUUUUGUAGUCUGUGUCUUUGGGGAGUUCUCAGGAAAUGAGAGUAGGUAAACAUUCUUUCUUGCAGAGGUGGUCAUAGGUUGGCAGAGCAUCAGCUUUGUCUUCUUCCUCCUUGAGUUCCGUAUCUGAAUAUUAUAAUUCAGACUCCCUGACAAGUAUUGAACUUUGGUCUUUUAUCCUCCCAUUCUGCUAUUCGAGCGGUUUAACUAAUAUACCAAAGCACACAGCCUGUGGAUCUGUAGGCAUAUGGUAAAUGUUCUUUUUCCUUUCUAGGCGGUGGUUUGAGUAUGUCCCUAAGAGGUUAUCCUAAAAUAAGACCUUGUGAAAGUACUUUGUAAAAUUAAAAUGUAGCAAAUGUAAGCAAAUUGGGACCAAGGGUGUGGUUUUCAGACGCAGCCCAGGCUGGCUUUUUGCGAACUGCACUCUGUUGUGUUUCUCAAUGGCUGGGCUGAGCUGGGGAGCUUAGGCGUCACACUCGGAGGGUCCCUUGUGGGUGUCACCUCGUUGCCACAGAAAUGAGGAUCCCUGGGGGCAGCAGAAUUAUGCUCACACUGCCAUUGUGCUUAAACAAGCCUAGGCAGAUGCUGGCUCUUUCCUCAGUCGUGCUAGAAUUAAGCGGAAUUCCUAGGGCUUGUUUUCUCCCAAAUGCAGAGGGAAAGUCGGCUUAAAAUAUUUAGCCAGUUAAUAAACACAGGGUGAGCUACUGUCUUCAGAAGUUAGAUCUUGAUCAUGAAACUGUGUUAGUCAAUACUUGAGUACACACAGUGCGGUGCCUCAGGUGGAAACUAUAGAAACAGCUAAUCCAAUGUAGUGUCACAGCAAUAGUUUCAGACUGUUCCAGAGUGACCGGCUUCCAUGUCUUUUUAAGUCUCACACAUGUAAAGCUGUGUAAUGACUGUGUAAACCAUUAACCACGAUGAGUCAUUACCAGGAGAGACUUUUUUCUUGCCAUUUCUAAGUUAUCCACCCCCCCAAAACCAUAUAUCAAAGAGAUUAGUCUUAAAUAAGAUUUAUAGCCAAUCACUAAUCCUUAGGGUGCUUUAAAAUCUUAAAUGUCUUAAUAAUUUGCUUUGUCAAAGAGCAGAGAAAGAGUUGUGUUGGAAAUCACUCGCCUGAUACAUGAGCCAUCAGGUGACAUCGAUAUUUCAUAAAGAUAAAGGAGAGCAGCCCAAACGUGAGCUUGUUCCCACAGACGUUUGAGCCUCUGCCCCGUCUUUGCCGAAUGGGGGCCAUCCCCGAGUCUACUCCUGAGUCAGUUCCAACCCAGCUAACUGAGUAAAUAAGCCAGGACGCAGUGCCCCAGUGAGAGCUAGGAGGAGGAGGAUGGCUUAGAAUCCAUUUACUGGAUUUCUCCACCUGUAUUUCAACUUUUUAGGAAAGAAACAAAUCGCAACAAAAGAUGAUUUGUAUGAGGGUUUUGUUUGAAAAGGCAACUUCCCAGGGGCACCUGGGUGGCUCAGGUCCAACUCUUUUGAUUUCGGCUCAGGUCGCAAUCUCGGCGUGGUGAUAUCGAGCCCCGUGUCGGGCUCCACGCUUAGCGGGGAGUCGGCUUAAGAGUCUCUCCCUCUGCCCCUCCCCCUGCUCGUGGGCUCUUUCUCAGUCACUCGCUCGCUCUCAAUAAAUAAAUAAAUUCUUUUUUUUAAAAAAGGCAACUUCCCGUAAAUACCAACAAUGAAAAUCAGUGUUUAGGAUGAUAACCCUGACAUUACAAAUACAAUAUUCCUAAAUAUGGUAUCAUAAUGUAUUUAAUAAACAUUUUCAACAGAAACAUUUCAAACAGUGAGGGUUUUUGUUAUUACUAUUCUUUAUGCAGAAAAAUGCAGUUAUUGCUACCUCUUCCAACCUAGGUUUUACUGAGAAUGGCCUGAAGGAGUUAAUUUUCCUUCCAAGUCGAAUGAGCUUAUUUUUAUAAAGGGGAGAUUAUCCAUGGCCGGUUUUCUUCUAAAUGAUUCAAGACAGGAUAACAUAGCCAAAAAGACUCAUUUACUUCCUGAGAGUCCCCUUUUAAUAAGUUUUGCCUCGUUCCAUCCUUAAGUUUCAAAUGUAUUAAAACAAAAGAAUGUUAACCGUUCAAGUAGGACUUUAUUUAUUUGUCCAUAGAGGUUGAUUAACUACAAUACAGGAUCUUACCAUGUACAAAGACUAUAGAGAAGUUUCCUCACAGGACAAAAUGUAUAUUUUGCUUGUUUUAAACCAGUGGUCCUCAACUGGAGGCAAUUUUGCCCACCAGGGAACACUUAGCAAUAUCUGGAGACGUCACAACUGAGUGGGGAUUGGGGUGUGCUCCUGGCAUCUAGUAGUUAGAAGCCAGAGAUGCUGCUAAAUAUCCUACAAUGCAUAGGAUCCUUCUCGAACAAAAAAUUAUCCAGUUCAAAAUGUCAGUAAUGCCAAGGUGGAGAAAACCUUUUUAAACAAAAUGAGAUAGGCGACUACUUAAAAAGUCUAGCUAUCAGUUACUAAUCAGAUAUAAAUUAUGCCCACAGUGGUCUCUGAAACUUAUGCUUAAAUCAACUCUAAUAAACAUGUACUGUGUGAAUAA